This is a messenger RNA of Coregonus sp. 'balchen', 16517 nucleotides long. Lineage: Eukaryota; Metazoa; Chordata; Actinopteri; Salmoniformes; Salmonidae. The record is from the annotation of a GenBank genome assembly.
AUGGAAUCUCUACCACCAGCAAAAUCAAAACUAGCCUGUCAAGUUCAGAAUCCAGGGCAGAUGCCUUGGAGCAGAAUUUUGCUGGGUUCCCUACUUGUCUUCAGUUGCCUGGUAGCUUCUGUGUCCUCUGAGGAUUACUAUAAGUUACUAAAGGUGUCCAGAGAAGCCACAACCAGAGAAAUACGGCAAGCCUUCAAAAAGCUGGCUCUGACCAUGCACCCAGAUAAAAACCCAGUGAGUAGUCUUCCCUAUAUUAGAUGUUCAAAUCAGUUUAUUGGUCACGUAUACAGAUUUGCAGAUGUAAUCGAAGGUGCAGUGAAAUGUUAGCUCCAACAGUGCAUUAAUGUUACAAUACACUUUUUUUUUACAUAAAAAAAAUUAUAUAUAUACUUUUGCAACAUUUAUCAUAGACUAUACCAUAAAUAUAUCACAAAAUACUGGUGAUUUCCUAGCCUGGUCCCAGAUCUGUUUGUGCUGUCUUUCCAACUCCUAUGGUCAUUGUCAUGCCAAUUAUAUUUUUAUUAUUAUUAUGCCAAAACAGCACAAACCCAUCUGGGACCAGGCUAGUGAUUUUCCACGAAGUCCAGAACUUGAUUUAUGUUCUCAUUUCCCAGCAUGAUGAAACUGCGCACGACAAGUUCCUGAAGGUAACCCGGGCAUAUGAAGUUCUGAAGGAUGACAAUCUGAGGAAGAAGUAUGACAAGUAUGGAGAGAAGGGUCUGCAGGACGAGCAGCAGGGAGGAGGACGAUAUGAGAGCUGGAACUACUAUAGAAAUGAAUUUGGUAAAUCGUUUUUAAAGUAGUCUAAGAUUGUGAAAUGCAAACAUUGACAAGACAUAUGAAGAAAAGUCAUUGAUAGGCUACAGCUAACGACAUGCAACAUUUUCAGUCAUUUCCUUUGGGAAGUUGGUGUGACUUAUCAUACUCUUGUCUUUUUUUCUGCAGGUAUCUACGAUGAUGACAUAGAGAUUGUCACUUUAGAUAGGGGAGACUUCGGUAAGUGAUGUCACACUAUUCCAAACCUUCAGAGCCAACUUUCCUUGUGGUAUGUUUGGUUGUUGUGGUACAUUUUGUUGUGAUACUGACUGGAUAUUUACUACCAUAGAUGCAGCAGUGAACUCUGGGGAACUCUGGUUUGUCAACUUCUACUUCCCUCGUUGUCAUCACUGUCAUGAGCUGGCUCCCACGGUAAUACUUUCCUCACUCACUCUAAAGGUGCAAUCUGCAAUAUUUACAGCUAUUCAUUGGUUGUUUCAUAUACUUAAUUAGCAUCCGUUGAACAGUAGUAAAUAUUGCAGAUUGUACCUUUUUUGUAAAUUAUUUUAUUCAUCCUUUGAUAAUUGUUAUCUAUGUUUAAUAUUUCAACAUUAUGUUAUGUUACUUAUUGUGUUUGUGUGUCCGCAGUGGAGGGAGUUUGCUAAGGAGAUGGAUGGAGUGAUCAGGAUAGGAGCAGUGAACUGCGGAGACAACAACAGACUGUGUCGCAGCAAAGGCAUCAACAGCUACCCCAGCCUCUACAUUUACAAAGCUGGAAUGGUAGGAGGAACAUCACUGCUUCCUUUAGGAUGGCUCUGUCAUGCAUCACUUAGCCUGGUUAAACCAGACUGAAUGCUGCGCUCACCAUUGUUUUGGCGAAUCAUUCAAUCUGGUUUAACCUCUAAACGUGGAGGGGGGUUCUACUAAGCUAACAUGGAAUUGUUUUAAGAUGGUCAUACCAUGGAUCAUUUAGCUAUUUGAUUUAGAAUUUUAGGACCCCUGUAUGUAUCAAAAAAUACAAAAAUAUUAGAUAAAAUAUUGAAUUUGGCCUUUACUGCUGUAGCCCAUAGAAACGCAUUGAAUAACACAUUCAUAAAUAGCAAAACAGACAUUUAGCUCAGGAAAUAUUGUUGUUUUUUUGGACACAUUCUUUUUGUAAAAGUUUUUUUUUGUUUAUUAUGUUACUUAGAUUGACAGACGGGUGCGUCAAUAGACUCUUAAGGUGGUUUAACCAGGCUACAUAUCACUGAUCAUGGUGUUAGGAACAACACUAAAACUGACCUUUUCUGUCUUCUAAUAGAAUCCAGAGAAAUACUUUGGAGAUAGGUGCAAGGAGAGUUUGACUAAGUUUGGCAUGCAGUUUGUGAUGAGCGGAGUUACAGAGCUGUGGCAAGGCAACGUCUUCACUGAGAUUGAGGCAGCGUUUUCAUCUGGAGUUGGAUGGCUGAUCACCUUCUGUUCUGACUCAGGAGGUAAGACGGGCUAUUAAAGGGAAACUUCGGGAUUUUGGCAAUGUCUACUUCCCCAGAGUCAGAUGAACUUGUGGAUACCAUUUUUAUGUCUCUUUGUGCAGUUUGAGGGAAUUUGCUUACUAGCGUUAGCGCAAUUGCUAACUAGCGUUAGUGCAAUGACUGGAAGUCUAUGGGAACAGAUAGCUGUUCCCAUAGACUUCCAGUCAUUGCACUAACUCUAGUUAGCAUUGGCUCGUAAAACUGCCUCUAACUUUCUUCAAACUGGACACAGAGACAUAAAAAUGGUAUCCAUGAGUUAAUCUGACUGAAGUAGAUAAAUAGCCUCAUUGCCUGCAACCCUUUAAGGGUAAUGUUGAGAUGCUUUGUCAUGUUUACAAAUUAAGAGACUCCUAGUCGGAAUUGGUGAAACCAGUAUCUCACAAAUGAACUUGGUAUGACUGCUUUUCUAUAUAGUUAAAAAUACUGUCUGUUUUGAUAUCUUUUCAUAGACUGUCUAGAGUCACAGACGAGGCACAAAUUAGCAGGAAUGUUGGUAAGUCCUCAUUAAACCCAUGCUGUAUGCUUACCUUCCCAUGAACAUACUUUGUUAUUUUGACUGAUUAUGUCUCCUCCUCUCGUGUCCUCAUCAGGAGGGUUUAGUGAACGUGGGCUGGAUGGACUGCUCUACACAGGCUGAGUUGUGUGACAGCUUUGAGGUGACCACCAGCACAACAGCCUUCUUCCCUCCCGGCAGUUCACUGAAGAGCAAGGGCAGCGUGCUGGUAAGAGAGGCCCAUAGUUUUGUUUGCGCACAGUAAAAACAAAAGCAAGUACAAUAUGAAAUGUAUUUGUAGGUGAGAUAGAGAAACCUAGGAGGGUUUAUGAAGAAUCCUCACCAUACAUCGCUAAGAUAAUUUAUAAAAAUGUUCUAUCGAGAUGCUAUGAUCGAAUCGUAACGGUUGUGAAAGCACAGUUUUACAACAAACACAUUGGUUUUAUCACAACAGUUUCUGCAGAGUUUGGACACCAGAGAGAUCUAUGGAGAGGUGAUGCAGCAUCUGCCUGACCUGGAGGCUCUUACUAAGGACACCUUUAAGGUACAGUAAUAAUAACCCAACAAUAAAUCUAAUGUACAGUAAAAAUCGUCGGUGGGGGGUGGGGGUUAGUUCUUAGCACAGCGUCUGCUAUGGCAGCGUCUGCUAUGGCUGCUAUGGCCUGUUUCCUCAUUUUUUGUAUUAAUAGGCCUACCUACUAAUGGUAGCCGCAGAUAUUUGAUAUGAAAUCGUCUAUUGUCUGACAUGAUUUCAGUUGGGAACACACCUGUAGUGGUGAAGCUGAAAUAUUUAGGAAAAAUACAGUUAUUCUGUUGUGUUCUAUUCUGUUAUACAUAUGUCUCUAGAGUAAACUGGCCCAUCAUCGGUGGCUGGUCAGUUUUUCCUUUGGACAGAAGACCAUAGAGUCUCAUGAGUAUAAGAAGCUCAAUGCUUUUCUGAAGGGGGCCCACAUACAGGUAAGGUGUAGCUUGGAAUCUACACUGAAUAUUGCUCUAUAUCGUUUCACUAUUGAUUCACGGCACUGUUUCAGUCUGGAUACUUUCUGUUUAAAACGGACAGUACUUUGUGCUUUUUCUCAGGUGGGAAAGGUGGACUGCCUUACUGAGUCAGAAUUGUGUGGCUCCUUCUACAUUCAAAAGCCCUGCAUCGCGGUCUUUAAAGGCCUUGGGAUUCAUGACUUUGAGAUACACCAUGGUAAGUCCACGUCUUAUUCAAACACAGGAGUUUUGUAUUUGUUUUUUAAUUCACUCUGCGUACCUUUUCACUUGUUGUUGUACAGUAUAUACAUAUGCACAUUUUAUGGAUUCAUUUAUUGUGUUUUUUAUCAUGAGUGCUUGCUGAGUAAGAUUUCCAAUGUAUUCAUUAUAAAUGGCAAAUAAACUUGCAACACUGUUUCGGCUCUUCCAGGGAAGGAUGUGCUGUAUAACAUUGUAGCAUUUGCUAAGGAGAGUGUCAGCGCCCAUGUCACCACUCUGAGACCAGAGGACUUCCCCAGUGAUGGCAAGGAGCCCUGGAUGGUUGACUUCUUUGCUCCUGUAAGUAUCAGUCUAAUGUUAGUGACUAAUGCUUUACUUGCUUAUCAAUGUUCACAGUUGACUACAUGUUUGAAAAGAUAGGUGUGGCUAUACUAAAAUAAUAAUCCGUUGGUGACUAACAUUAAUCCCUGAAAGUAAACAGACAUUGUUGUGUAAAUUGGACUAGAGCCAGUUGAUUUGGCAGAGACAUUGGGUUUGGUCCAUUAACAAAUACUAACACUGUUUCCUUGUAGUGGUGUCCGCCCUGUCGUGCUCUCCUCCCUGAGCUGAGGAAAGCCUCGAUCCAGUUGUUUGGUCAGAUGAAGUUUGGAACACUGGACUGCACCGUGCACGAGGGCCUUUGCAGCGUGGUGAGUGUCUGGAGAACAUACCAAAACCAAGAGAUGUGGUAUUCUUCUGUAUAUUUCACGAUAGAGGCCUAGAUGUAUUGAGGAGCCAGCCAUCUAAGAAUGUCGCUCUAAAAUUCCACAGUAAAUAACUAGGCCCCAGAGUUUAACUAGGUCCCCAACUCCUGGCCCCACCCCAUUUUGAUAUCUGAAAAUUGUCACGACCCCAACCAUGUGAAAAAAAUUGUGGAAUUAACAGCCAAUGUUUACUUUUUUAUUUGGGGCUAUGGCAGUCAAUUGAAAAGCAUUCUAACAGUUUCUGAUUGUCUUCUCAACUCACCGUCACAUACUUUUAAUGUGGGACUAUGACAGUCGAUUGCAAAUUAGUCAGACAUAAUCUCUCUUCUCACCACCACUGAGAUGGGUGUGCUUGAUGCAUGUCGUGCGCUCCUCAUCUCUGCUGUCACAUCCAACCUGGAUCAAUAUUAGGUUUUAAUGCAGAUGAGAGCACUGAAUCCAGCUUCACACAGAUAUGAGCUGGCGAAGGGUAGCCUACCAUGAGUUUAUGGUGCUUUCAAGACAACUGGGAACUCUGAAAAAUACGAGGUCAAAUCAUGACGUCAGUGAUCUUUAGGCCCGAGUUCCUUUGUUGGAAUUCAGAGUUGGAGGACUGUUCAAAUCGUUUCUUUUAGAGUUCCCAGUUGUCUUGAACGCACGGAAGUCGGAGAUUUCCGAGUUCCCCGUUGUUUUGAACACGGCAUUAAUGCUCAGAGUGAGACGGCAGGUUAUUCCCUUUGAGUCAGGAACCAAAACUCCUCCGUAGUGACCCGUGAAUGCAUUCGGUCACAUGACAGCUCGAUCAGCUGUUCGAUUUCACUUACCGGCAUGCCAACUGAGCCAUGAUCAGUCAAAUGGAUUGGGAAGUAUGUCCCAAAGUGCUCUUCCAAGCAUUGGAGGUGAGCGCUACUCCUUAAGGUCCAAGUACCUUGUUAUUUUCAGAGGUAGACUGGUUCUGGCAGCCAAAACAGCCAAAUACUCCAUCUAAGUGUGACUCGAUUCUCAAUUGCGAUACCGUUCUAGAAACAUAAAGCCCUUUACUUUCAUAUCAUUUAGAUUAAGAUUAACCACAUUACAAUGAUUUUGAGAUUUUGGAAAUUCUCCCGCGACCCCAUUUUCAUAUCAGGCGACCCCCCCCCCCCCCCCCCCCUAGUUUGGGAACUGCUGCCUUACUCUAUAACAUAAUCUCUCACUAUAAUGAAGGUAUUGAUCAUGAUGAUGGUUUGUAAUAAUGGCGCCGGAGCGAAUGACUGCCGUUUUUACAGGUUCCUGACCAAUUGUGGCUUUUUAUUUUUUUGUUGGGCCUAACUUUUUUUUUGUACAUAAUGUUUCGGCCAUCGUUUCAUAUGACAAAAAACAGCUUCUGGACAUCAAAAUAGUGAUUACUAAACUCGAUUUCAAUGAAUCGGAGACGAAGGACAAAAUGCUAAUACCAGACUAGGCCCAAAUCCCCGUCACUCAGCGGAGGCAGCGCUAUAGAGGUUGGCUUGCGGGAUAUCUAACGAGACAGCGAGUGGAUAAGCCGUCAUUAUCGUCCGUUCUAUUGGCGAACGUGCAAUCACUGGAAAAUAAACUGGAUGAGCGCCGUUCGAGACUAUCCAUUCAACGUGAUCUGAACUGUAAUAUCCUAUGUUUCACAGAGUCGUGGCUGAACAAGGACAUGAAAAUGUAAAUCUAGCUGAUUUUUCUGUAAAUUGGCAGGACAGAACAGCUGCAUCCGGUAAGCUGAGGGGAGGGGGGGGGUGCCUCUUUGUCAACAACAGUUGGUGCACAAUCUAAUAUUAAAGAAGUCUCGAGGGUUCUGCUCGGCUGAGUUAGAAUACCUCAUGAUAAGCUAUAGACCAUACUAUUUACCAAGAGAGUUUAUCUAUUUUUCGUAGCUGUCUAUUUACCACCACAAGCAGAUGCCGGCACUAAGACUGCACUCAGCAAGCAAACAAGAAAAUGCUCACCCAGAUGCGGCGCUUGUAGUGGCUGGGGAUUUUAAUGAAGAGAAACUCAAAUCUGUUUUACCUAAUUUCUCCUGUGCAACUAGAGGCAGAAAAACUCUAGAUCACCUUUAUUCAACACACAGAGACUCAUACAAAGCUCUCCCUCGCCCCCAUUUGGCAAAUCUGACCAUCACUCCAUCCUCUUAAUUCCUGCUUACAAUCAAAAACUAAAACACGAAGUACCAGUGAUGCGCUCAAUACGGAAGUGGUCCGAUAAAGCGGACGCUAACCUACAGGACUGUUUUGCUAGCACAGAUUAGAAUACACUAUAUGUAUAUGGACACCCUUUCAAAUGAGUGGAUUCAGCUAUCUGAGCCACACCCGUUGCUGACAGGUGUAUAAAAUGGGGAUCCAGCCUUGCAAUCUCCAUAGCCAAACAUUGGCAGUAGAAUGGCCUUACUGAAGAGCUCAGUGACUUUCAACGUGGCACCAUCAUAGGAUGCCACCUUCUUCAAAUUUCUGCCCUGCUAGAGCUGCCCCAGUCAACUGUAAGUGCUGUUAUUAUGAAGUGGAAACGUCUAGGAGCAACAACUGCUCAGCUGCGAAGUGGUAGGCCACACAAGCUCACAGAACGGGACCGCCGAGGGCUGCAGCGCGUAAAAAUCGUCUGUCCUCGGUUGCAACACUCACUACUGAGUUCCAAUCUGCCUCUGGAAGCAAUGUCAGCAGAAGACCUGUUCGUUGGGAGCUUUAUGAAAUGGGUUCCCAUGACCGAGCAGCCGCACACAAGCCGAAGAUCACCAUGCGCAAUGCCAAGCGUCGGCUGGAGCGGUGUAAGACCAUUGGACUCUGGAGCAGUGGAAACGUGUUCUCUGGCGUGAGGAAUCACGCUUCACCAUCUGGCAGUACGAUGGAAAAUCUGGGUUUGGCGGAUGCCAGGAGUACGCUACCUGCCUGAAUGCAUAGUGCCAACUGUAAAGUGGUUGAGGAAUAAUGGUCUGGGGCUGUUUUUCAUGGUUCAGGCCCCUUGGUUCCAGUGAAGGGAAAUCUUAACGCUACAGCAUACAAUGACAUUCUAGACGGUUCUGUGAUUCCAACUUUGUGGCAACAGUUUUGGUGAAGGCCCUUUCCUGUUUCAGCAUGACCCCGUGCACAAAGCGAGGUCCAUACAGAAAUGCUUUGUUGAGAUCGGUGUGGAAGAACUUGACUGGCCUGCACAGAGCCCUGACCUCAACCCCAUCGAACACCUUUGGGAUGAAUUGGAAUGCCAACUGUGAGCCAGGCCUAAUCGCCCAACAUCAGUGCCCGACCUCACUAAUGCUCUUGUGGCUGAAUGGAAGCAAGUCCCCCAGGCAAUGUUCCAACAUCUAGUGGAAAGCCUUCCCAGAAGACUGGAGGCUGUUAUAGUAGCAAAGGGGGGCCCAACUUCAUAUUAAUGCCCAUGAUUUUGGAAUGAGAUGUUCGAACGAGCAGAAGUCCACAUACUUUUGGUCAUGUUGUGUAUGUUCCGGGAUUCAUCCGAUGGCAUUGAGGAGUUUACCACCUCAAUCCGGCUUCAUUAAUAAGUACAUCGAAGACGUAGUCCCCACAGUGACCGUAUUUACAUAUCCUAACCAGAAGCCAUGGAUUACAGGCAACAUCCGCACUGCGCUAAAGGCUAGAGCUGCCGCUUUCAAGGAGUGGGACACAUCCGGACGCUUAUAAGAAAUCCUGCUACGCCCUCCAACAAACCAUCAAACAGGCAAAGCGUCAACACAGGACUAAGGUCGAAUCCUACUACACCGGCUCUGACGCUCGUCGGAUGUGGCAGAGCUUGCAAACUAUUACGGAUUACAAAGGGAAACCCAGCCGUGAGCUGCGCAGUGACACAAGCCUACCCGACGAGCUAAAUGCCUUCUAUGCUCGCUUUGAGGCAAGCAACACUGAACCAUGCAUGAGAGCACUAGCUGUUCCGGAUGACUGUGUGAUCACGCUCUCUGUAGCCGAGGUGAGUAACCUGUUUUUUAAAAGGUCUUAACAUUCACAAGGCCGCAGGGCCAGACGGAUUACCAGUACGCGUACUCGGAGCAUGCGCUGACCAGCUAGCAAGUGUCCUCACUGACAUUUUCAACCUCUCCCUGACCCAGUCUGUAAUACCCACGUUUCAAACAGACCACCGUGCCCAAGAACGCCAAGGUAACAUGUCUAAAUGAGUAUCGCCCUGUAUCACUUACAUUUGUAGCUAUGAAAUGCUUUGAAAGGCUGGUCAUGGCUCACAUCAACACCCACCAUCAUUCCAGACACCCUGGACCCAUUCCAAUUUGCAUACCGCCCCAACAGAUCCCCACUCUAUUGCACUCCAUACUGCCCUUUCCCAACUGGACAAAAGGAACACCUACGUGAGAAUGCUGUUCAUUGACUACAGCUCAGCAUUCAACGCCAUAGUUCCCUCCAAGCUCAUCACUAAGCUAAGGACCCUGGAAUUAAACACAUCCUUCUGCAAUUGGAUACUGGACUUUCUGAAGGGCUGCCCUCAGGUGGUUUGGGAAGGCAAUAACACAUCUGCCACGCUAACCCUUAACACCCGGGCCCCUCAGGGGAGCGUGCUUAGCCCCCACCUGUACUCCCUGUUCAUCCACGUCUACGUGGCCCGACACGACUCCAACACCAUCAUAAAGUUUGCUGAUCGUGGUAGGCCUGAUCACCGAUGACGAUGAUACAGCCUACAGGGAGGUGGUCAGAGACCUGGCAGUGUCAUGCCAGGACAACAACCUCUCCCUCAACGUCAGCAAGACAAAAGAGCUGAUCGUGGACUACAGGAAACAGAGGGCUGAGCACGCCCACAUUCACAUCAACAGGGCUGUAGUGGAGACGGUCGAGAGCUUCAAGUUCCUCGGUGUCCACAUCACCUAAGGACCUGUCAUGGUCCAAACACACCAACAUAGUCAUGAAGAGGGCACGACAAUGCCUCUUCCUCCUGGUAUAGAGGUCCUGGAUGGCAUGGGCCCUCAGAUCCUUAAAGAGGGUAGUGCAUACGGCCCAGUACAUCACUGGGGCCGAGCUCCCUGCCAUCCAGGACCUCUAUACCAUGCGGUGUCAGAGGAAGGCCCUAAAAAUGGUCAAAGACUCCAUCACCCAAGUCAGCCUGUUCUCUCUGCUACCGCACGGCAAGUGAUACAGGCGCGCCAAGUCAGGGACCAAAAGGCUAAUUAACAGCUUCUACCCCAUAGCCAUACGACUCCUGAACAGUUAAUUAAACUGCUACCUGGACUUUCUGCCUUUCACCCCCUACCUACAUGUACAUAUUACCUGACUCAAUCACCCCAACUACCUCGUAUCCCAGUACAUUCACCCGGUACCGGUACUUCUUGUAUAUAGCCUCGUUAUUGUUAUUUUAUUGUGUUACUAUUUUAUUUUUAUCUAGUUUCUUACUUUCUAACUGCAUUGUUGGGAAAGGGCUCAUAAGUAAGCAUUUCACGGUAUAGUCUACACUUGUUGUAUUCAGCGCAUGUGACAUAAAAUGUGAUUUUGAUUUUGUGAUUGAACUAAAUAAUAUUUGUUUCAUUCAAUGGAGUUACCUUAGUAUGACUCAUACAUAUCUGCAAAGCAUUUUAUUUCUUACUGCUUUCCACUGGGCUGUAUGGCAUACAGGCGUAGUAGGGCUAUCAUUCCUCUCUGGCUGUGUCGUAGUAAGGCGUAGUAGGGCUAUCAUUCCUCUCUGGCUGUGUCGUAGUAAGGCGUAGUAGGGCUAUCAUUCCUCUCUGGCUGUGUCGUAGUAAGGCGUAGUAGGGCUAUCAUUCCUCUCUGGCUGUGUCGUAGUAAGGCGUAGUAGGGCUAUCAUUCCUCUCUGGCUGUGUCGUAGUAGGGCUAUCAUUCCUCUCUGGCUGUGUCGUAGUAAGGCGUAGUAGGGCUAUCAUUCCUCUCUGGCUGUGUCGUAGUAAGGCGUAGUAGGGCUAUCUAGUGAUUUUAUAUUUUCGAUCCUGGUUACCGACGUUAAUCCUUAGUCCGGUCUCUCCGCUGCAGCCCUUCAGCCUCUAAGUGUGAUAAAGUACAGAUGACAGUCAGUGCUUUUACAUUUUAGUAAUUUAGCAGACGCUGUUAUCCAGAGUGACUUACAGGAACAAUUAUGGUUAAGUGCCUUAGUCGAGGGCACAUCGACAGAUCUUUCACCUAGUCGACUUGGGGUAUCCAACCAGCAGCCUUUUGGUUACUGGCCCAACGCUCAUACCCACUAGGCUACCUGCAGCCCCUAUUAGAGUGAUGGACUGUGGGAGCCCACUGCAGUGGAAUCUGGUUAGGAUAAUUGAACAGUAAAUGAGUGAGAGACGGCCGGGUAUCGGCUUGUCCACCCACCACCACACCACCUACUGGGGAUUAAAACCUGGGACUACUGCCCUCCAGAGAAUAUCUUCUAUCUGCCUGACAUGGAUGUAAUAUUGAAUCAUUGGUCAAAAUCAGUGGCAGCAAUGCCAAUUCAGUAUCCACAGGGAUGUGACUUCUCCUGAUUUUAAUCUGACAUCCUCCAUUCAUAUAUUGGAACUGGCCUUUCCCCUAGCCAAACUCAAGAUGUUCUGAUCAGAUCCCUGAGUAUCAACCAAAUUGUAAAUGCGUUUCUGGUUUUGAUGGAUAACUCAAAGUAGCAGUAGCUACUACAGUAAUUUAACGUAUGUCCUAUGUGCCUGUUUUCAGUAUAAUAUCCAUGCCUACCCGACCACGGUAAUCUUUAACAAGUCCUCCAUCCAUGAGUACGAGGGCCAUCACUCUGCUGAUGGAAUCCUGGAGUUCAUACAGGUGAGAAGCUUACAAUUAGCCUAGUUUGCAGUAUGGUGCUGUCUCCUUGCGAGCCAGUGCUUAUAGCGCCAGAGAGGUUUAAAACCAAGAGACUCAACAUAUGGUUACCGUACCACUCUCCAAUUGACAAUGGUUCUGAAUUUCCAGCCCCUUUAUACAAUAGAGCCCCACUGUAGUGACUCCUCUGAUUCUCCCCACUUUUCCAGGACUUGGUCAACCCUACAGUGGUGACCAUGGACCCAGACAGCUUUGUAGAGCUGGUAAAGAGGAGGAAACACAACGAGACCUGGAUGGUGGACUUCUAUGCCCCGUGGUGUGGGCCCUGUCAGGCUUUGCUGCCUGAGUGGAGGAGGAUGGCACGGGUAGGUACUGGUUCUAUAGGGCAGGAGGCCCUGGGCACUAGGUACUAGGCAGUAGGAUGGUGGACUUUUAUGCCCUGUGGUGUGGGCCCUGUCAGGCCUUGCUGCCUGAGUGGAGGAGGAUGGUAGGGUAGUAGGCUGUAGAGAGUAGGUGUUAGGCAGUAUGCUGGUAGACUUCUAUGCUCCCUGGUGUGGGCCCUGCCAGGCCCUGCUGCCUGAGUGGAGAAGGGUGGCUUUGAUAGCUGGUAAGUAGCAGGCAGUAGGUUGUAGGCUGGAGAGUAGGCUGUUGGCAGGAGGGAGUAGAGAGUAGGUACUAGGCAGUAGGUACUUAGGUAGAAGGAUGGUAGACUUCUAUGCUCCCUGGUGUGGCUGGGUGGACUGUAGGGGGUAGGGUAGUAGGCUGUAGCGAGUACUGGUAUAUCUGCCCUGCUGCCAGAGUGGAGGAGAAUGGCACGGGUAGGCACAGCAACAGAGCUUCCACUGAUGUGUUCUCUGGAUAUCGGGUGGCUUGAAUCUAGCAAAGAUAUAUAUGGUAUGAGCAUUAUCACAUUUCAUUCUAGGGUGGGUGGGUGUCAUCAAUAAAUCCAACUAAAUGCAUUUGUCUCCAAGAUUUUCUAAAUGGUCGUCCACUCGAGCAAAUAAUUUGUAUUCCUCCUGGUUUUCUGUCUGCUGAUGUCUCUUCUGUCUCCUCAGGCGCUGAAUGGUAUGAUAAAGGUGGGGACGGUGGACUGUCAGAAACACCACUCCUUCUGCCAGGGAGAGGGGGUCAGAGCCUACCCUGAGAUACGCCUCUACCCUCAGAACGCCAACCGACGAGACGUAUACCAGUAUGUACCUUACUGUCCUUUCACAAGAGUUUCAGAAAUGCUUGAUUCAGACCCUAGUCUUACAGUUCCUAUUUACAUGUUGUACAGGUUGCACUAAGUUUACAUGUUGUAAAGUUUACCUUAAGUUAUGUUGUAAAUAAAUAAGAGUGCUGUUUUUAUUUCUCUCACCAGGAGUUACAACGGCUGGCAUCGAGACGCACACUCUCUCAAAGUCUGGGCUAUGGGGUAUGUUCUCUCCUCUGUGUUUCUUAUGUCCUAGCCUUUUAUCAAUCACUAUUAGAGGAAUAUUUGUAUCUGAUUUUGUAUUCAACAGAAAGGAAUUUAUGCAGUCUGUCUUUGUCUUAGCACUCUCCCAAGAGCGUCAGUGGAUCUGACUCCAGAUGACUUCAGGAACAAGGUGAUGGAAGGGAAGGAUCACUGGGUGGUGGACUUCUAUGCUCCGUGGUGUGGGCCAUGCCAGCACUUUGCCCCAGAGUUCGAGGUCCUCGCUCGGGUAAGAUAUCCUCUCCACUCCCACCAUCUCUCAAACACUUGUUUCUGGGCCCAUUUUCAUAAAGCGUCAGAGUAGGAGUGCUGAUCUAGGAUCAGGGCCCCCCCCUGUCCAUGUAGGCUAAUCAUAAUAAUUAUGAUAUAAAUGGCUAAACUGAUCUACUCUGAGACACUUCAUGAAUAUGGCUCAUAUUCAUGUUUAUAAUAUGAGUCCAUUGUUAUUUUAAUGUGAAGCGGCUGUGUUUCUAUGGUAGAGCGAAGUUAUUGUAUCUGCAUCUCUACUCAUACUGUGCUUCCAGCGCUAGGCUGGUAACAGCUUAACAGUAACAGUGGAGUGCCUUGUGUGUCUUUGCUCUGAAUAAUGUAAUGGUUCUGAAGUGUCUGAGUCACUGGGCGGCCAUGUUAUUUUCUGUGCCCAAAUGGCACAUUAUUCACUAUUUAUAAAACAGGUAGUUUGGAUGCUGAUUGUUUGAUAGCCGUUAGUUUUCACAAUAAUCCACGGGCUAUGCCUGUUAACAGUUCCAUUUGAAUUAUCACUGCACAGCCACUGAACAACCGCUGUCCCACAGCCCAGCCAGUCAGGCAAUUCAUACACUUUAUCUCUACUGGGGAAAGAAACACCGGGCGGCUUUGGCCCUAUGGGCCCUGGUCAAAAUUAGUGCACUACAGGGAAUAUGAUGCCAUUUUCUAAUGCAGACUUUGUCUUUGUCUAGAUGGUGAAAGGAAGCGUGAGGGCAGGGAAAGUAGACUGUCAGGCCCACUACCAGACCUGUCAAUCAGCCGGCAUCACAGCCUAUCCCAGCGUCCGAUUCUACCCACACCUGGUCACCAAGAAGGUAAGAGACUCCUGAUUGGUAGUUUUUUAUGUAUUAGCUAUUUAUCCAGGUAAGUUAUUGAGAAGAUAACACGUUAUUGUACAAUAACUUCACCAAGAGGGUGCAAUGAUACAAAUAAGCUGCUAUGAUGAAAACAAACUGUAUCUGACAUCUUCCUGUCCUUGUUAGACUGGAAAACACGCUACAAGUUAGACAUUUGAUUACUAUGUAUCAGAAGUUGGUAGAAAAGUAGGAAGAUAUUCUUGUUAAACUGUAUAUUUAUUUAUUUAUUUAGUAUUUUGCUUUGGGAACCUCUUGCCUAAAGUUGUUUACCAUUUAGUAGAGGUCUUCAUGGAUCCACCUGUACCCUAAUACCCGAGACCCAAUCUGGGACCCGCGCAGGUCCGGAUCAAGAAUUCUAAAUAAUGUCAUGGGUGUCUGGGUCAGAUCUGAUGAUUGCCACGGGUCUCGGGUAUGUGUAAUUUUAACUGACUUGUCCGGAAGGGCCCGUACAUAUCCGAACGCGACUGCUGCAGUAGAGUGAAAUGUUAUCAUUUAUGCUGCUGCUCUUGCUUUCACAAGAAUGAAAGUUGUUGUUGGCCAAUCAUAAGUCAUCAAAGCGGCAAUAGGCUACAGUCAGAGCCUCCAUGUCUGGCAAAAGUUAGGAGAUAUCUAAUCAAUGGAAGAUGGAAUAAAAAUGACGGAAUUAAAACUUAAAGGAGAAGGAUAGGCUACAACGACCAAGAGACCAGUGGAGGCUGCUGAGGGGAGGACGGCUCAUAAAAAUGGCUGGAAUGGAGUCAAUGGAGUGGUAUCAACCACAAGGAAACCACGUCUUUGUGUUUGAUACCAUUCCAUUGACUCCAUUCCAGCCAUUAUUAUGAGCCGUCCUCCCCUCAGCAGCCUCCACUGCAAGAGACAACAGGUUGGCUGCUACUUAAUAUUCUGAAUGGAGUUGUUGUUAUUUGUAACUGUAGGAUGAGAAAGCGCAUUCACUGCAGCUUCAAUUAGCCUAGCUAGUUAAAAUUAGCAAGCUUCUCCCGGUAUGAUGCAGUGAAGAUGGGUACUAUGUCAUCCUAUUUGAUGAUACAUUUUGUAGCUAUGGCAGCUAUUAGUCUACUUUAGCACGAGUCGGCUUGGUUGAUUGCUGUCUCUCCCUCCCUGCUCACAGUAUGGCCCCUCCCCCGCCUGCUAGAGCAGCACCCCUCUCCCUCCUCUCGCUUGAUCAGCUCCAGUUAAUAAAGUAGCGUAAAAAAGUACUUUUCUGCUGCUUCCCUCAAUCUGAUCGGACCGGGUCUGGAUCCAACCAGGUCUAUACGGAACGGGUCUAGUUGUCCUUGGGUCAGUUCGGAACGGGUCUCUAUAUAUAAAAAAAAAAUGGUCAAUUUCGGAAUGGGUCCAACUGUUUGGACCCGAGAAUAACUCUACCUCAGAGCACUGUUCCCCUUACUAAUCCCUCCUCUCCGUCUCCAUCCCGCCAUCCCUCCCUCCAUUAUCCUUUCAUCUAUCCCUCUAUCUACCCAUCCCUCCGUCCCUCUAUCAUACCUCCUUCUGUCCCCCAGCGUGACCAGGGAGGGGAGCACGUCAACAGCCGGGAUGCUACUAACAUCGCCGACCUCCUCCGUCAGAGGCUCCAGCAGCUAUCUCCAUGGUUACAUGGCAAGGCCGCCAACUUCAAGGUAAGCUUCUUACGCGGUUCAGCAACUCUGCAAUCACCAUGUUGCUUUUUAAUCUUAGCUACCUCUUGCUUUUUGCAGUCGAGCAGAAUUAUAUUAUUCUCUGGCAUAGACUUUUAAGUGAGAGUUUGGCUUCUGGCCUCUGGAUUUACUGGCUUAACUAAUUCAGCCAAGACGACUGCUAAUAGUCUGACUGAAAUGAUUGUGGAUUGUGUUGGCUCAGAAUAUCGAAGUAUCAAACUGAAAUAUGAGAUAUUUUAUCAACCUCACUUUGUCGCAGUAUAUCCGUGAAUGUUCACCACCGCAAAUGUAAUCAAAAUGGAUCAUGUUGUAAUAUUUGAAUAGCAUGUUAAAACGAUGAACUUUUCGUUCUUUCUUUCUGCAGGAUGAAUUGUGAGUUCAAGAGGGUCGAUUAGGAAGAUCCAAGAUUCACUGAGAUGCUUUUCCUUAAGGGAAAUGUAAACAAAGAACAGUCAAACCCACACACAGUUAACAAACAAAUUGAGAAGAGAGGAUUACUGCCAAAGAACAUUAGCAAAGAAGACGUUAUCGAACGGUUACGUCAGUAUUGUCGGUCUGUCAAAACUGAUUCAACGAUUCAGAAAGACUGACUCACUGUCCUGUUGUAAGUUUGACUAGUUAUAUAGGUGGAGUGUGUCCAUACGGUAGGUGUUGACCUGACUGGUAUCUGAAUGUACUGUCUGAUGUAGGUUGGGGACAACAUAUUUUAUGUUUAUUUAUGAUGAUACAAAAUGGCAGUUUAUCAGUUUAUAAUGGGCUUGCCAAAUUCAAUGCCACUCGUGUUGAUUCAACUUGAACCAUUUGAGUGUCGCGAACAGUGUUUUAUUCAUUCUGUGAAGUGACCACACUGUACUGAAUGUGGUGGUGGUAUAAUGAUAAUGGUGUUUGUCUGCUUAAAGUAGCCUAAUUGUUCAGUAUGCAACAGUAUCACACACACACACACACACACA